Messenger RNA from Naegleria gruberi, 528 nucleotides. RefSeq lists its product as uncharacterized. The transcript has a single exon. Lineage: Eukaryota; Heterolobosea; Eutetramitea; Acrasida; Naegleriidae. The coding region runs from base 1 to 528 and encodes 175 amino acids. The record is from RefSeq and is a predicted model, not a curated record.
AUGAGGAGAAUCAAGUGCUCCAUUUGUUCACCAUCUUCAUAUUUAUUUAAUGCUGAAAAGGGACGUGUCAUGUUAUGUGACAAUUUUUGUUUUGAGGUUGUUAAAGCUUGUCAAAGUGAAAAGGCCUUAUUCAAUGAUGGAACACCAGUUUUUCCAGAAGAUGAAGCACCAGAGUAUUUGUGUGGAUCACAAACGGAAUAUUCAAUUGGAGAUUAUGUCAAGAGCUCAAUUUCUGUACUGAGCAGUGUAUUAAAUAGAGGAAGCAGUGAAUCGGCAGCAAAUAAUGGAAAUGUGACCAUACCUACUAUCAAAAUUGAUGGUUCCAUCUAUUCAUUAACAACUAAUUGUGAGAAUGAUUUAUACAAAUUGCAACAUUGUUUUCCAGGUACAAGUAGCUCUGUAGAUGCUGCAUUCAUCACUUCUAUUUUGGUUUAUGUUUGGGUCAUUGGCGUUUUAGUGAGCUCUAUUAUUUCAUGCUGUGUUUUCUUUUCCAAGUGGAAAAGGAGAAGCUAUCAACAAAUUAUGUAA